This is a messenger RNA of Vicia faba (fava bean), 828 nucleotides long. The record is from the annotation of a GenBank genome assembly. NCBI's taxonomy places the organism in Eukaryota, Viridiplantae, Streptophyta, Magnoliopsida, Fabales, Fabaceae.
AUGGUCAAAACAAAAACGUUCCUCUUGUUCUUCUCAAUUUUCAUUCUCCAUUCUCUUUCCUUCUCCACAGACACAUUCAUCUACGGUGGUUGCACGCAACAAACAUUCACCUCAACCUCACCCUACGAGUUCAACCUCAACUCCCUCCUCACUUCACUUGUCAACUCAGCAACCUACACAUCCUACAACAACUUCACAAUCGUCGCUUCAAAUCCCAACGACGUCGUUUACGGUCUCUACCAAUGCCGCGGCGACCUCUCCAUGCCAGACUGCGCCUCCUGCGUAUCACGCGCUGUCUCACGCGCCGGUGACAUAUGUCCGGCAACCCGGGGUGGCGUAGUGCAGUUGGACGGAUGUUACGUGAAAUAUGAUAAUGUUAAGUUUUUGGGCGUGGAGGAUAAAACGGUGGUGUUGAAGAAAUGUGGAUCUUCAAUCGGGUAUGACCCGAGUAACCGAGAUGCUGUGUUGGAUGGGUUGGUCGGGUCGGGUGGGUAUUUUCGGGUUGGUGGGUCGGGUCAGGUGAAAGGGAUGGUGCAGUGUAUUGGGGAUUUGAGUUUUUUGGAGUGUCAGGAUUGUGUUUUGGAGGCGAUCCGACGGCUGAGAAGUGAUUGUCCUGCGGCGGAUUACGGAGAUAUGUUUAUAGAGAAGUGUUACGCGAGGUACUCUAUUGGUGGUGGAGCCCAUGCUUACUCCAAAUCUCAUGGUAAAUCAGACAAUGAUAGUGAGAAGACAUUUGCCAUAAUUAUUGGAUUAUUAGCAGCUGUAGCUAUACUUAUAAUUUUUCUAGCUUUCUUGAGAAGGAUCUGUGAGGGACACCAGGGUAAAUAA